Messenger RNA from Enhydra lutris kenyoni (northern sea otter), 3534 nucleotides. RefSeq names its product solute carrier family 22 member 3. Bases 30 to 1859 code for a protein of 609 amino acids. Gene Ontology annotation, biological process: transmembrane transport. The record is from RefSeq and is a predicted model, not a curated record. Lineage: Eukaryota; Metazoa; Chordata; Mammalia; Carnivora; Mustelidae. Gene Ontology annotation, molecular function: transmembrane transporter activity. Gene Ontology annotation, cellular component: membrane. The transcript is spliced from 10 exons.
GGGCCCGGCGGCGGCCGGCCGCGCGCACCAUGCCCUCCUUCGACGAGGCGCUGCAGAGGGCGGGCGAGUUCGGGCGCUUUCAGCGGCGCGUGUUCCUGUUGCUGUGCCUGACGGGCGUCACCUUCGCCUUCCUCUUCGUCGGCGUGGUCUUCCUGGGCAGCCAGCCCGAGCGCUACUGGUGCCGCGGCCCGAGCGCCGCCGCGCUGGCCGAGCGCUGCGGCUGGAGCCCGGAGGAGGAGUGGAACCGCACUGCGCCCCCCGAGCACCGCGGCGACGGCAGCUGCCGGCGGUACCUGCUGGAGGCGGCCAACGCCAGCGCCGCGCCCGACGCGCUCAGUUGCGCCGACCCGCUCGCCGCCUUCCCCAACCGCUCGGCGCCGCUCGUGCCGUGCCGGGGCGGCUGGCGGUACGCCCAGACCCACUCCACCAUCGUCAGCGAGUUUGACCUCGUGUGUGGCAAUGCUUGGAUGCUGGACCUCACACAAGCCAUCCUAAACCUGGGCUUCUUGGCUGGAGCCUUCACCUUGGGCUAUGCUGCAGACAGGUACGGCAGACUAGUCAUUUACCUAAUCUCCUGUUUUGGUGUCGGCGUCACCGGUGUUUUGGUGGCAUUUGCACCCAAUUUCCCUGUGUUUGUGGUCUUCCGCUUCCUACAAGGUGUGUUUGGAAAAGGGACAUGGAUGACCUGCUACGUGAUUGUAACAGAAAUAGUAGGUUCAAAGCAAAGGAGAAUUGUGGGAAUAGUGGUCCAAAUGUUCUUCACCCUUGGAAUCAUAAUUCUCCCUGGAAUUGCCUACCUCAUCCCAAAUUGGCAAGGGAUCCAGCUAGCCAUAACGCUGCCCGGCUUUCUCUUCCUCCUUUAUUACUGGGUGGUUCCUGAGUCUCCCCGCUGGCUGAUUACACGGAAGAAAGGAGAUAAAGCAUUAAAAAUCCUGAGGAGCAUUGCCAAGUGCAAUGGGAAAUAUCUCUCACCAAAUUACUCAGAGAUCACUGUUACAGAUGAGGAGGUUAGUAACCCAUCCUUUUUAGAUCUGGUGAGGACUCCCCAAAUGAGGAAGUGCACACUUAUUCUUAUGUUUGCUUGGUUCACAAGCGCGGUGGUAUAUCAGGGACUCGUCAUGCGCCUGGGAAUUAUAGGAGGCAACCUCUAUAUCGACUUUUUCAUCUCAGGAGUUGUGGAGUUGCCCGCGGCCCUCCUGAUCUUACUGACCAUUGAGCGUUUUGGACGACGCCUUCCCUUCGCGGGAAGCAACAUAGUGGCGGGGGUGGCCUGCCUUGUCACUGCAUUCUUACCCGAAGGAAUACCCUGGUUGAGAACCACAGUUGCUACCCUGGGAAGACUAGGGAUAACCAUGGCCUUUGAAAUUGUUUAUUUGGUAAAUUCAGAAUUGUACCCAACAACAUUACGAAACUUUGGAGUUUCUCUUUGCUCAGGUUUAUGUGAUUUUGGGGGAAUCAUAGCCCCAUUUCUGCUCUUCCGGCUGGCGGCUAUUUGGCUGGAACUACCUCUUAUCAUCUUUGUCCAUAUUCCUCUAAAUGUGGCAGGAAAAAGAAAACCCAAGUGUCCAGCUCUCACCUUUGAGGCCCGCUGCCAAAGACGAAAGGAAGGAGCUCUUAGGGUUGACCUCUCCCAAGGAACCGAUGUGCCUUGCCGACACGUGUGUGUGUCUGUUUCAGCUGUGUCAUGCUCUGUGGCUCCAAGUAUUUGUCGUACUGUACAAAGACAUUCAAACUAUCCAGAGUAUUUUUAUAUAAUGUGGGAUGAAUUAGGAUUUAGAGUGCUAUUGACGUUUCUGGGAACACGGUGUGUGACUGGUUUAGCAAAGCCAAGAGCCUGUUGUGUGGACAUCGCUGCCUGAGUUUUCCUCUGAAGCUGGAGCUGUGUCUCCAACCCAGUCAGGGAUAGACGGACAAGAGAAGCCUUCCCUGAAUUCUCACGGCUGCUCGCUCCGCCAUGGAGGCAAGAUGUUGCCAAGUGGGGAUCUGGGAACAGGAUGCAGCAAUGGGUUCAUCAGACCUGAGCGAGGGACUAAAGCUCUGACCUGAGAGCUCUGAAGAUUGGGGGGAGGUUGAAGUUCUGGAAAUCCUGUUCACGAAGAGGCUGAAUUGAAGAACCUUGGGCCACACGAUACUGAGCCUUUCCUUUCUCUUCUUGCUUCGAGCUCUCUAAGCCACUGUGGCAUCUGGGCUUGCCAGCAUCUUCAAGCCUGACUCCGUAAUUAGCAACAAAUUCUCCAUCCAAUUCGAGGAUUUGGCUCUGUUAUUUCUUCCAUCGGUUUUGGGCAUGCGAUGAUUGGGGAUAGUUUGGGUCCUGCCUUCGUGAACAUCUAAAGCCACACACUCAGUUCUUUACAGAACGAAAUCCAGGAACUAUGAUUUCAUGGGUCUUAAUUUUGAUCUUAAAGGGUUAUUUAUCUCGUACGUGUGAGUUCAGUUCUAGGACGCUGCCCGUGGUCAACAGUGAAAAACAUGGACUGUUCAAUCUUGACCCUUUUCAAUCUUGACCCUUUUAACCUGUCUUGGGAAGAAGCUUACAUUUUAAUUUAAAAGGAAGGUCAAUUAUAUCCACGAAUAAAAGAAUUAGCAGAAGCUUUGUAAGUGAUGUCAUAGACACUAAUAGGAGGGAUCUGAUCUUUGUUUUGUUACGGAGACUUUUGAAAUGUGGAGCUCCCAUGCAAAUAUGCUCUCUUUUUUUCUGUUGUUCUGCUUUAUCUGGUACAUUUCUUGUAUUUUCAGUAUAUAUCUCAUGCAGAUUUUUUUAAUGAACUAUUUUGUGUGGACAGACAGGACGGGCACCAAGGGAAAUCUUGCCAACGAAGAAGAAAAUCCUACGCAAACACGACAGUUAUGUACGAUGUGGGUGCCAACUGCAGACUAAGAUUUUAAUCCUUAAAGCACAACGAAACUGAGUAUGAAUGUUUGAUUUUUCAGUGAAAUAAGCACCACUCUUUGAGGACUUCACGCUGCAGUCACCCCUAUCCGCGGGCACGCACGUUUUCUCUCUCUUUGCAGCCCUCUGCUAUAAGAUGGCUGUUCCUCCUUGAUACGCUCACCUUGGAGCUAUACCCUGAGUUGGUAUUUUGGUUCUGGUAACAAUAAAGAGUUUUAAAUUGUCAAGUAACUUCGGUGUCUUUUCUCCCUCUUCCUGCUGAACGCUGUCACUAUAAAACUGUCCCCACGUGACAGUGUGUAUUUCCUAUCUGGGCAGCCAAUUAGCGAAGGAAAUUAAGCCGUCCACCUUCAAUUUAUGUUCGUUGUUCCUUCACGGGCUCUUGGUCCCAUUCCUGGAUUCAGACGUGACCCAGAAUAGCACUCAGCCUCCCUACUGGUCUUGUAUUACACUUGUAAUGCCCGUUCCCUGCACUGUGUACAGCUUUCUGCCCAGCAUCCCCUGUGCUGGGCUUACGUCAAGUCAUCAGUAACAGAUUUCAUUCCCAAGAAUAGAAUUUGUUCUCAUGACUCCCCAUACAUGUUGCAGCUCUGAAAACAUUCGUCCCUUCAUCUCAGUGCCAGGAUAAAGACCUUAAAAGAUGU